Siniperca chuatsi (mandarin fish) is the source of this 4570-nucleotide messenger RNA. RefSeq names its product Janus kinase 3 (a protein tyrosine kinase, leukocyte) (gene jak3). The record is from RefSeq and is a predicted model, not a curated record. The coding region runs from base 147 to 3485 and encodes 1112 amino acids. Gene Ontology annotation, cellular component: cytosol; membrane; cytoskeleton. The transcript is spliced from 24 exons. Gene Ontology annotation, molecular function: ATP binding; non-membrane spanning protein tyrosine kinase activity; cytokine receptor binding. Lineage: Eukaryota; Metazoa; Chordata; Actinopteri; Centrarchiformes; Sinipercidae. Gene Ontology annotation, biological process: cell surface receptor signaling pathway via JAK-STAT; peptidyl-tyrosine phosphorylation; cytokine-mediated signaling pathway.
GAAAUCCUACUGAACUUCCUGUCAACACACACACAGAGACACACACGCUCAGGGUAAACACUGAAGUUAAAGAAGAAAGCCCUAGUUUACAGGAACAAAAUCGAUCGAAAUGAGGACGUCUGCCCUGCAAAUGUAAAGCAGUACCCAUGGAUCUCAGUGAGGAGGAGUCGGCCCCUCUGGUGAUCAGAGACCGGGGAGGCAGCCAGAGGUCCAGUUCUAGCACUGGUCUCGGUUUACAAGUGCACCUAUACUUCUUCCCAGCCACAAAGGAGGCAACAGCAAUACACAUUUCAUCUGGCCAAAUCUCUGCUGAAAAUGUCUGCAUCCAAGCCGGCAAACAAAUUGGAAUCUUACCAGUGUACCAAAGUCUUUUUGGUUUGGCAUCUGCCGAUCUCUCAUUUUGGUAUCCUCCAUCGCACAUGUUCAACACAGAAGAAGACUUACAAGUCUACUUUAGAGUCAGGUUUUUCUUUGGAAACUGGUUUGUACAAGGAACAAGAACAUCGUACCGCUACAGUCUGACUAGAGACAGAAUCAGUCCAGUGCUUGACUACAGUGUUAUUGAUUAUCUCUUUGCUCAGUUGCGAAACGACUUUAUUACUAGUGAGGCAGGAGUGUCUCCACCUUUGAGUGCCCAAGAGGAAUGCCUUGGCCUUGCAGUGCUGGACUUGUGGAGAAUGGCUAAAGAGCGCCAUCAGAGUGUUAAAGAGCUCUGCAAGACUGUCAGCUACAAAUCAUGCCUUCCUAAGUCACAUCGUCACGAGAUCCAGAAACGAAACCGUCUGGAUCGUUAUCGAAUCCGAAACACCCUGAAACGUUUCUUAAAGAAGCUUGGCAACUGCUCAGUAGAUGAGUGCAGCUUGAAGCUGAAGUACCUGAUUGAACUGGCUGGCAUCGAGCCUUCUUUGGGAAGCGAAACCUUCCAAGUGAAUCCUUCUUCCUCCCAUUCAAAGUCAUCUUUCUCUCUCGUGCGGGUCACUGGGGAAACUGGAAUUCAAACCAAUGGAAGUUGUGAUCCUGAUGAUAAACUGAUGUGGCAGACCUUCUGUGAUUUCAAAGAAAUCAUCGACAUCAGUAUAAAGAGGGUAUGCCAUGAACAGGUUCUCCAAGACAGCCGGAUGGUGACAAUAACCCGCAAAGAUGACAGAUGCUUGGAAGCCAAGUUCCAGAGUCUCAAGGAAGCACUUUCAUUUGUGUCACUUGUUGAUGGCUACUUCAGACUGACCACAGACUCUAGCCACUACUUCUGCCAAGACAUCGCUCCUCCAAGUCUUCUGGAAGGGAUCAAAAACCAUUGUCACGGCCCAAUCACAUCAGAGUUUGCAGUCAACAAGCUGAAAAAGUCAGGAUUUAAAGGCGGGACGUUCCUUCUCCGCCAGAGUCCCAAGAACUAUGACAACUUCUUCCUCACUGUUUGUGUUCAGACUCCACUUGGACUUGACUAUAAAGACUGUCUCAUUAUUAAGAAUGAGGACUACAGUCUUCCUGGUGUCCAGAAAUCAUUUUCCAGCUUGACAGAGCUCACCAGCUAUUACCAACACAACAAGCUGUUACUGGCUGAAGUACCUGUCAAGUUGGCCUGCUGCUGUCCACCCCAACACAAAGAGCUCACAAAUCUGAUCAUCGUUCGCAACAGCAGCUCUGUAGAAGCUCAAGGGUCCCCAACACCUGAAAGGAACAAAUUCAGUCAUAUCCAGUUCCACAUGAUCAAAUAUGGAGACCUGAAAUGGGGUGAAAGCCUCGGACAGGGAUCCUUCACUCGAAUUUUCAAAGGCUACAAAACAGACAUUCGUGAUGGGGAGAAACAUGUGACAGAAGUUUUCCUGAAAGAGCUCGAUGUCGUUCACAAAAACUGCUGGGAGUCAUUCUUUGAAUCUGCCAGCUUGAUGAGUCAGAUUUCACACAAACAUCUCCUCCUCGUAUACGGUGUCAGUGUUCAUGGAGUAAAAAACAUCAUGGUGCAGGAGUUUGUCGAGUACGGGGCCCUCGACCUUUACUUGAUGAGAGGGAGAUCUGUGUCAGUGAGCUGGAAACUUGACGUAGCCAAACAGCUUGCGUCUGUCCUAAACUUUCUGGAAGAAAAGAACAUUGUUCAUGGAAAUAUCUGUGCCAAAAAUCUGCUGCUGGCCAGAGAAGGUGACCUGUCACAGGGCAGCUCUCCUUUCAUCAAGCUGAGCGACCCGGGCAUCAGUGUUGCCAUGCUGGGCAAGGAUGUUAUCCUGGACAGGAUCCCCUGGGUGGCCCCUGAGGUGCUGGAGGACCCAGACAACCUGACUCUGGAGUGUGAUAAGUGGAGCUUUGGUGCCACUGUGUGGGAAAUCUUCAACAAUGGGAACACUCCGCUGCGAGGCUGGGACUUGGACCAGAAGCGGCUGUUUUAUGACAACUUCCAGCAGCUGCCUCCCUCCGAGUGGACAGAGCUAGCCGAUCUGAUCAGUCAGUGUAUGGACUACCAGGCAGCCUUCAGACCCUCCUGUCUCAGUAUUAUCCGUCAACUCAACAAUCUGAUCACUUCAGACUAUGUGAUACUACACGCCGCUGAGCCUGUCAUACAGAGCCCUGUGUGGAGAGCCCUCAGCCCUGCUCAACAAGACCAGACAUUCUUUGAGGAGAGACACCUACGCUGCAUCUCCCCUCUGGGAAAAGGAAACUUUGGCAGUGUCGAACUUUGCCGUUAUGACCCGCUGGGUGAUAACACCGGUGAACUGGUCGCUGUGAAGAAGCUGCAGCCAAACAAGCAGUCGACCCUGGAGGACUUCAAGAAGGAGGUCAACACCCUCAGCGUUUUUCACUGCGACUACAUCGUCAAAUACAGAGGAGUCUGCUACAGCAUGGGUCGCCUCACUAUGAGUUUGGUGAUGGAGUACCUGCCCUAUGGUAGCCUUAUUGGCUACUUGGAGGGUAACCGACAUAAUGUCAACACCAGGCGGCUGUUGCUUUUUGCUUCUCAGAUCUGUAAGGGGAUGGAGUACCUGCAGAGCCUGCGUUACGUGCACCGAGACCUCGCAGCCAGAAAUAUCCUUGUGGCCAGUGAGUCACUGGUGAAAAUCGCUGAUUUUGGGCUGACCAAGAUUAUUCCUUUUGACAAGGAGUACUACCGAGUCACGCAGCCUGGAGGGAGCCCCAUUUUCUGGUACGCUCCAGAGUCCAUCAAUGAGUCCAGAUUCUCCCACAAGUCAGAUGUCUGGAGUUUUGGAGUUGUUCUUCACGAGAUCUUCUCCUACUGCGACAUGAACUCUAACCCAAAAAGACUAUGUAUGCAGGAGAUUGGACACAAUGUGCAGGGUCCGUCCAUUUCAGUGCAUCUGGCAAAUAUUCUAAAGAAUAACUGGAGGUUGCCAACUCCUCCAAACUGCCCACCAAAGGUGUACAGUUUGAUGAAGCAGUGCUGGGCGUACGACUUUGAGGAGCGGCCGUGUUUCUACAGCCUGGGAAACCAAAUUGAAACGAUCAUGCAGGACGAGAGAGUGAACCUUAAAUGCUGACAAGGAACCUCGUUGCACCUCACAGCUGAACUCAUGAGAGCAACAAUAUGAAAUGAUACAAUUUAAUUUAUGGUCUCAAUUGAAGUUCAGUCCACACAAGUAUCACACUCACAGCAGUGGACAACACCCAGUUAUGUAAGCAUUCACAUACUGAUAAUAGAAUUUCAGAAGGGCUGGGUCAUGAGUCUAGGCUACUCCCUAAACAUUCAAAUAAAGCUCACUUUAUGCCCUUUUAUAAUGUACAAAGACACAUUCACAAGUGAGCUGAGGGAAGAUCAUUAUACUCCCAGCUGCUGCAUAGGCUAUGAACACAACAGAAGUUGUAUUGCUUACGUAAGAGCAUGUUUGUUGGUUAGUGUUUAAUCAAUCACGGUUUUUGUUAACCAGUACAAUUUUCAAACUAGCAGAUAUUGUGUAAGGUCUUGUCUGGCCACAAACAAGGACAGCAAAAUUUACUUAAGGCAGAUGAAAAAUGGAAGUUAUCUGGAUGUAACUUCAAUUCAAUGAGUACAUGUGUAGCCCAUUAGAGGGCUGGGAACAUACGAAAAAGAACAUUUAUUGGUCACAGUCUUCCUGCUAACCUGCCAGACAGCUACUUAAUGUCUAAGAGCUUAGGGCAGUACAUUUCAUCAUGUUUUCUUAUAGUCAAAUGUAUCACAAUAUUCACAACACAUGAUAAGUAGAAAAACUGUAAUGUGUUAAUGCUCAGGGCUCACUCACAAAAUUGUUAUUUUGGGCAACAAGAUUUCAACAACGGGUAAAGGAUAUUUAACUCUUUCCUCAUGCCAGAAUUAUAACUAAUUAAAAUAUUUUAUAAUUUAGUAAGGUACACUGUACUGGACACUGCAAAACAUGUAUGACUUUUACAUCUGUGUCUAAAGGGGUCAAAGAGUUACCAAAACUGAAAAACAGACUUAAAGCUUUGUGUUUUUUUUUUUUAAUUUCUUUUAAAGUAUUGAGAAGAAAUAUAUUUUGCAUCUCAUAUUUUCCAUUCGUAGUGUAGUGUUGUAGUGAAGAUUAGUUGUAUUUUGUGUUCUUAUUUACAUCCUUUGCCAUGUUUUAAAUAAAGUAAUUUUGUGGCAGCA